AACUUAUUGCUAGUUUCUUCCCUACCCUCUUUACCUUCUGUUCAAAUUCCUUUUCAAACAGAAGCCCUCCCCUUCUCUCACUCCCUUUGUGGUCGGUCUCUGGUCACUCAUGUUCUAAUCGCAUUUGUGAACUACAGAUAGCAGAUCAACUUUCUUUUGGACAUACUCUGUUUAUUACCUAGGCAAGUCAAGCUCUUUUGUCCUGGACACAGCAAGAUUUUCUUUCCUGAGGGCACAGAUGCAGUGGGAAGGUGUAAAAGAUUAGUAAUGAGUUAAAAGACAGUUAUUUGUUUACUUCUUGCCAAAAUGGGGACCAGUACGAGCCUAAUUCUUGGUGUGGUGAACUUGCUGCUCUUUCUUCGGACAUGUGUAAGCACACAGCAUUGUCCAGCCGGAAUAAUUCCUCCAGAACUGGACAGUCCUGAGUCCUGGUCUGUCCAUAAACCUCCAUUUGACACAGGUUUUAUGUCAUCUAUCGUCCAUUCCUUUUUGAGCUCUGUCCAACCCAACCCUUUCCCUAAAGAUCUUUUCAUUCAAAUUCUGAACACUAAGAACAUCACAGGUACCACAACACUAAAUGAGGUUUUGCGCUAUGAGGUGGGAUUUCUGGUGUGUGUGGCCAUUGGGAUUCUGUACAUCGUCCUCAUGCCCUUAAUUGGCCUGUGUUUCGCUUGCUGCCGUUGCUGUGGGAAUUGUGGGGGCUACAUGUACCAAAAGCAGACCAGUAGCAUCAACUGCAGACGACGGAGCUUUUACUGGGUUACUUUUCUAAUCACCCUCCUUAUAUUUGCAGGGAAUAUUUGUAUGUUCUUAAGCAAUAACCACACCCACGAGAGUGUGAGGUCUGCGCCAGGUGAAUUCAACACUACCUUAAAAAAUCUACAAAGCUACAUCUCCAAUAUUCCCAAGCAAAUAGACCAAGUGUUGAGUGAGAGCUUUGUAGUUGUGGAUAAUGUUACAUAUAACAUUAAAGAAAUUGGCCCUUUGCUUGGCAGAGACAUCCAAGGAGGAAUAGAAGGCGCUAUGAUGCCGGCCCUGGACUCUGCUGCGGUGAUGGCACAAGUUGUUCAAAACACCAGUGUGUUGCUGUACACAUUGAACACAACUCAGAAAGAGCUGAAUUUGCUGCAGUCCAACCUGACCGGGGUGAAAUCACGCAUCAACAAGACAUUGCACAGCCAAGGCUGCAAUCAGUGUGUCUUCUUGCAGUCUGAACUGGACAAGUUGUCCCUGGGAACAAGCAUUAAUUUAUCCAGCCUUAGUAAGCUCCAGUCAGCUGUGGACCAGGCUGAGAAGACUGAUCUGAAUACGCAAAUACAGAAAGGGAAAGACUUCUUCGAAAGCAUUCCUGAUAGGGUGGCUGAUGCAACCACAGACAGUGUGAAGCAGGUUGAACAGGACCUUCAAACCAUAAAGAACCAGGUCUCACAGGUAACUAGUGAUAUUCCACUUCAACAAUUGACCGAAUUCUCUAACAGCCUGAGUACUGUACAAGAAGAAACCAAGAACUACACACCCACCAUAGACCUGGCAGAGAAACUCAGGUGGAUUAUUGCAAUAAUCCUGUGCUGUCUCAUUCUGCUGGUGGUGAUGUGUAAUGUGCUGGGAUUGAUGCUUGGCCCGUCAGGACUUGUGCCUAAAAACGAUCCGACUGAUCGCUCUAGCACAGCAAACUGUGGUGGACUGUUCCUCAUGGCGGGUGUUGGCUUCAGCUUUUUAUUCUCUUGGAUCUUCAUGAUAAUAGUCCUGAUCCUUUUCUUAGUAGGGGGCAACAUGUAUACCCUCAUCUGUGUGCCAUGGAAGACCCAGCAACUCUUUCAAAUCAUUGACACUCCAGGUGUGAUUCCAGGAUUCCAGCUGUCUCAAAGCCUAGGACUUAAGACUAACCUUACUAUCACUAAUGUGUAUAAUGACUGCCAAAUGAACAAGUCUUUAUGGAACACCCUCCACCUGGAGGACAUUAUUAACCUCAAUGACUAUCUUAAUGUUUCCAAAUACACAGGACAUGUGCAGGAGGUGCUUCAGAGCAGCAAUAUCACUUUACCCAGCAUCGUUCUGCUCAAUUCUGAGACGAAGAAGCAACUGAGCAGCUUCUCUGCUACAGCCAGCAGUGUGAACGUCAGUAGCAUUAUGCAGAAGGUUACUAUUCCAACAAAUUUUAGUUACCUUGCAGACCAAUUGGAUGCUUUGGUUAAAAAACAGACCAAUGACACUAUUAAAGCUGAACUACAAAAUGAGGCAAAAGACCUGAGAUUCAUCCAGACUCAGAUUAAUUCCACCAUCAAGCCUCAGUUGAUGGAUUUAGCCUCUCAAAUCGAGUUUUUCAGUGACAUAAUGUCACACAUCAAUGGCACUGUGGAGAUUGUUCUGGAGAAAGUCAAUUCUGCUCAGGAUGUUUUGAACAACACAGCACAAACAGUGAAAUCGAAAUUGACUGAAUUUGUAGACUGUCAGAUUGGAGUCUUCACAACGCUUGCUGAAUGGGCCAACCAAACAAUUACUGAAAAGGUGGGACGCUGUGGACCAGUUGCUGUUACUGUCAACACUGUAGAAAAUCUAGUUUGCUCACAGCUUGUGGACUCUCUGAAUGCCUUUUGGUUCAGUUUGGGCUGGUGCAUGGUCUUCCUCAUUCCCAGCAUUAUUUUCUCUGUUAAACUGGCCAAGUUCUACCGUCGGAUGAAAUACAAGGAUGAGUAUCUGGAUAACAUAAUGAUGAAUCCUUUCCCACGAGUCAAUCAAAAACCGUACUGAAUGGAGGAAGAACAUUAACAGUACUGUAUAGUCAAUGUUGCCAUACUAAAGGACCUUGGUAUAGUGUGAGAAGACAUACACUGGAUGCUAGGGCUAAAAACUCAGAGCCUGGAAAUCUUUUGCUUUUGGAUAAAAGGGGGAAAAUUUAUGCUAUUUUGAAUGUGCACAUUCAAGACAUGCUUUAGAGAUUUUACAGUAAGUGAGAUCUCUUGACUCAUGACUAUGAAUGCAUGUGACCUAUCAGACAGAAGCUUCGGAGUUAUUUUUGAUCGCUGCUUUGUAUUUGCACUUUCUCUCUGAGUGAAUUUUUGUGUCUGGAAUGCUUAUUUUAUUUUUUUAUUAUUUAAAAAAAAAAUGUAACCAGUAAUAAAGCACUGCUUUAUGCAGUGCUGUAAUUUCACAUGGUGAUUUAAAAUGUGCCGUCUUAAUAAACCAUACUACUGACAUUGAAA
Ictalurus punctatus (channel catfish) is the source of this 3203-nucleotide messenger RNA. RefSeq names its product prominin 2 (gene prom2). The transcript has 24 exons. Gene Ontology annotation, cellular component: microvillus; prominosome; apical plasma membrane. Bases 307 to 2751 code for a protein of 814 amino acids. The record is from RefSeq and is a predicted model, not a curated record. Lineage: Eukaryota; Metazoa; Chordata; Actinopteri; Siluriformes; Ictaluridae. Gene Ontology annotation, molecular function: cholesterol binding.